Molecule: messenger RNA, 2615 nt
Organism: Culicoides brevitarsis
Lineage: Eukaryota; Metazoa; Arthropoda; Insecta; Diptera; Ceratopogonidae
Gene: bsk
Product: stress-activated protein kinase JNK
Exons: 7
Coding region: 1166-2332 (388 amino acids)
Biological process (GO): JNK cascade; protein phosphorylation
Cellular component (GO): nucleus; cytoplasm
Molecular function (GO): JUN kinase activity; ATP binding
Source: RefSeq, a predicted model, not a curated record
UUUAUCGUGAAUUAAAAAGUUUUUUUUGUGAGUUUUUUCGCAUUUCCACAAAGAAGUUUGCCGUCAUUUGAGUUGUAAGGCAUUUGUGUUCUUUUUCGCGGAGACUUUGGCUUGCGAACGGGCAAUUUAGCGUGUCGCACGGACCUCUUCACGACCCGAAAAAACCUCGAAAGCGAAAUAUUUUCUCUGAUACUUCGCCUCUUUCUACAACUAUACAAGAAGAUCAAUAAUUCUGACACAUUCAGCUGUGGCCCGUUUCGCGACGAAAGUCACAACUUCCGUGUGUCGCAAUUGGAGAUACGCCUUUUGUGGUGCGCAAAUUGACGAUAUCGAAAAUUUUUUUUCCUUCAUUUUUUAAUGUGAAAUUAUUUUCGCACUACGACGACGGAAAAACACGCGAAAAGCCAUUUUGCGGGAUUUCGAGUGCGCCGAAAACGGAUAAUAAGCGACUUUUUUUCCUUUAAUUGCAGUCAGAGUACCUAAAAAGAAGCCGCUACGACAAUCGCCGAAUACAUAUAAAAACACAUAAAUAUAGUACGCGUACCUGCAUCGUCGUCGGAAAUACUUUUAGCAUCGCACACACGAGACGCAGCAACUUCCGCGAACGCACGAAGGAUCAUUUUUCGCAGAAUUCGCAGUGAAGGAGCCGCAACAUGAGCUCCCGUCAAACGUUCUAUAUCGUCGAAGUGGGCGACACAAAGUUCACCAUUCUCAAAAGAUACCAAAACUUGAAGCCAAUCGGGUCAGGAGCGCAGGGAAUCGUCUGUGUCGAGUAAUUCUUACCCAUGUACCUACCUCCGUUCGUUAUCUACAUUGACGCCAAAUAAAAAAGAAGAAGAAAAAAAAAUCAUAUUGAAAAAAUUACAUCAAACAAAACUUGACUAUCUAACGCAACUCGCUUGUUAUGAUGAAUCAGAAACUUGAACUGAUGAGGAAACGACAAAAAAAAAGUUGAUAAAGUGAAAUUAUGUCAGAUUUGAUGAUUAAAUAAUAAUCAAUUUUUUUGCAUGUCAAAUACUUUAUUGUAAAUUUUGUAAAAAAAAAAGACAAAAAAAAAAGAAAUUUAGUGCCAGAGACAUUUUUUUAUAGUUUUAUGAUUUUUUGUUGUGAAUAUUUUUAUUUUAUUAUUUGAAAUAAGUAAAGCCCGAUAGUUAGUUGAAAAGUAAUGGAAACUGUAGAAAAUAGAUUUGUGGCAUAUCAGUUUGGCGAUACUGAAUUUAUUGUGCCAUCACGCUACAGAGAUCUUAGACCUUGCGGUAUUGGGGCACAAGGCACUGUGUGUGCCGCAUACGACACAGUUACACAGCAAAAUGUUGCCAUCAAAAAAUUAUCAAGACCAUUUCAAAAUGUUACACAUGCAAAAAGAGCCUACAGGGAGUUUAAACUAAUGAAAUUAGUUAACCACAAAAAUAUCAUUGGUCUCUUAAAUGCAUUUACGCCUCAACGAACAUUAGAAGAAUUUCAGGAUGUUUAUCUGGUUAUGGAGUUAAUGGAUGCGAAUCUGUGUCAGGUUAUCCAAAUGGAUUUGGAUCAUGAGCGAAUGUCGUAUUUGUUGUACCAGAUGUUGUGCGGCAUCAAGCAUUUACAUUCAGCUGGGAUUAUACACAGAGAUCUCAAGCCAUCCAAUAUCGUCGUGAAAUCCGAUUGUACCUUGAAAAUAUUGGAUUUCGGAUUGGCUCGCACAGCGGGAACGACUUUCAUGAUGACACCAUAUGUCGUGACGCGAUAUUACAGAGCGCCCGAAGUCAUUUUAGGCAUGGGUUAUAAGGAAAAUGUAGAUAUUUGGUCCGUUGGAUGCAUCAUGGGCGAGAUGAUUCGCGGCGGCGUUCUAUUUCCCGGCACAGAUCACAUUGACCAAUGGAAUAAAAUUAUUGAACAAUUGGGCACUCCAUCAACAUCAUUCAUGACACGACUACAGCCAACGGUGCGUAAUUACGUGGAGAAUCGACCGCGAUAUCAGGGAUAUCCGUUCGACAGACUCUUCCCCGAUGUCCUUUUCCCGAGCGACUCGAACGAGCACAAUCGAUUGAAGGCGAGCCAAGCGCGCGACCUUCUCAGCAAGAUGCUGGUUGUCGAUCCGGAGAACCGGAUUUCCGUCGAUCAGGCACUGUUGCACAGCUACAUCAACGUUUGGUAUGACGAGAGUGAAGUGAAUGCUCCUUUAAAAAUUAAAACUCAUUCGCAGCCGGCACCUGGUCCCUAUGAUCAUAGUGUCGAUGAGAGAGAACACACUGUCGAACAGUGGAAAGAACUCAUUUAUCAGGAAGUGAUGGAAUACGAGGCGCGCGGCAGCAAUAAUGGCGAAGCGAACGACAGCAGUGGCGCACGGUAGAAAUUAGCGAGUCAUCAGCACCAACAUCCGCAGCAACAGCAACCGACUCAGACAAAUAUUCGGUACGUUUAAUGUCUUCGCAUCUCCGUUAAUUCACAAGAAAAACUUCUCCUUUUAACAAAAAGUCACUAAAAAUGCUAUUAAAUCCUCUUCUCUCAACAUUUUUUCCGUAAUUCAAAAAUACACAGAGAUGGAGCGCAUGCAAAAAGUAUGAUAAUAAAAUGAAUGAAUAAUUAGUAGCAAGUAAAAAAAAACAAUUAAUCAUAUAAAUAAAAAAAAAUAA